AUGUUUAUAGGUGCCUUCACCUGGAAUCCUCUCAAUAAGAUCCUUCUUGCAGCCAAACAACCCAUCCUCCCCCGUCCUCUCCCCUUCCAACCCCUCCUCACUCCAACAUCACAUCACCACCAACAACACCACAACAACAACAACAACAACAGCAACAUCACAUCACCACCACAACAAAACACCAACAACAACACCAACAACAACAACAACAACGGCAACAACACCACCACCAUCACAACCAUGGACCCCAUCUCCCACCACCUCAACCACUGGGUCCGCUUCAUCUCUCGCCUCGCGACCCUCUCCAUCUCCAUGCACCAAGGCUACCACAGCGCCCGCACCACCCUCGCCAGCUUCCUCUCUCUCUUCGGCACCAUCUUUCGCGCCCUCGCCAACCUCUCCGGCUCCCUCUCCAACCUCUCCCACUCCAACUUCGGCCUCGGUGCCAGUCUCGGUCUCGGCAGCAGCAGCAGCGGCAGCAAACUCCAGGCACAGGAUCUCCUCCUCCUGCUCUGGGCUCUGCUCCGUCUGCUCCGCCAUCAUCUGCUUCGUCGUCUUCUCCGUCGUCUGGUGAGUCUUCUGCCUGUGGGCUAUCUGCCCGCUGACUUCGUGGGCUUCUUUGCGCGUGUGCGGCCUGCUCUUGAGUUGCCUGUUUGGCUUCGCCAACUGGCCUCUGCGCCGCCGCCGCUGCCGCCGCUGCUUCCGUCUGCUGCUUCCCUGCCAUUUGGGCCGCCCUCGUCUGUCCUGCCGUCUGCCCCGUCGUUUGGGCUGCCUGGUCUGCCGGCGAGCACGCCCUGGCAUCUUGCCAACUAUCGCCAAGGCCUCCCUCUGCCUCCGCCGUAUUUCCAGGGGCAGGGUCUUCCACUUGGGCAGCCGAAUGGAUAUUACCCCCCUGCUACUGCUGCUGCUAUGUCGGUUCCGUCUAUCCCGCCGCCUGGGCAGGUAUAUGGGCAGCCGACUGGAUAUUACCCUCCUCCUCCUCCUCCUCCUGCUGCUGCUGUUCCGCCUGCUCCUUCUCUCCCGCCGUCUGUCUCGCCGUCUGCCCCGCCGUCUGGACAGCUCUAUGGGCAGCUCCCUGGCACGCUAGUUCCGCGUGCUCCCUUUGCUCCGAUGUCUGCUCCGGCCUCUGGCCCGCCUGCUGUGCCAGCCCAAACGCCCGGGCUUCACCACCUUCGCCAGCUCCGCCAGCAACGCCAACUCCAGCAGUCUCAGUCUGGGUCUGAAAGCGGAGGAGGAGGAGGAGGAGGAGGAGGUACUCGUCGUUAA
Molecule: messenger RNA, 1266 nt
Organism: Neurospora tetrasperma FGSC 2508
Lineage: Eukaryota; Fungi; Ascomycota; Sordariomycetes; Sordariales; Sordariaceae
Exons: 2
Coding region: 1-1266 (421 amino acids)
Source: RefSeq, a predicted model, not a curated record